CUCUCUCUGUUUCCUUUCUUCAGAUCUGAGCAAAUUCACUCUGAUUUUCUGGCUUUUUCCCCCUUUUUUUAAAAUUGUUUUUGGGUCUUGAUAUGGAUGUGUGAAUAAUGGGUUUUGUUGAACGUGAUUUUUGGUUAUCUGGGGCUGAAUUAACAGUGGUUGGUUGUUUCUUGCAAUGUGGUUUCUCGUAGACUUUUGAGUGGAAUGAAACCAAUUUAUGAUCUUCACUCGAGAGUUCUAAAAUCUGGAAACGGGCAAGGUUGUAACUGAAAGGUUGGCCAAGGAGGUUUAGUUUAAAAGGCUAUGGUUCUGGAUAACAUUAUAUCAUCUCCUCAUCUGAGGUCUCUGUCUUUCCGGAAGCAAUUCCUGCGGGAUGAUUUGGGUAGUUGGUCAACACUCUUUGAGAGGCAUCGUUUCCUCUUAACAGCUUUGGUUCUUUUGGCUUUCCUGUGCACAAUUUAUCUUUACUUUGCUAUUACUUUAGGCGCCACUGGAUCAUGUUCUGGAUUGACGGGAAAACAGCAAGCAUUGUGCCGCAUAGAAGUGGCAAAGGCAUCAGUGAAAGGAAAAAUGAAAUUUUUCUAGCACAUAGACAACCAAAGCAAUUACUUGUGUUUUCUUGUUCCUUUCUCACUUGGAGGGGAUGCUUGUACUCGUUAUUGGUUACUGUAUUCAUGAUAGAAUUUGUCUUGAUAUAGUUUGAUUACAUUGAAUCAUUAUUAAUGUGAAAAUCAUUUUGUAGUUGGUAUUUCCCCCUAUUACCAGGACAUGCUGUAACACCAUCACUUGUUUAAAAUUAAAUAAAUUUAUAAAGUUCUAAUUA
Messenger RNA from Hevea brasiliensis (rubber tree), 823 nucleotides. RefSeq lists its product as uncharacterized. The record is from RefSeq and is a predicted model, not a curated record. The coding region runs from base 304 to 585 and encodes 93 amino acids. The transcript has 2 exons. Lineage: Eukaryota; Viridiplantae; Streptophyta; Magnoliopsida; Malpighiales; Euphorbiaceae.